UACACCAAACUCGCUGCGCUCUGACCACUGCAACUUUUGCAGAGACUCCUCACUCCACAGACAUGUCGCACAAUAGCUGAAGUAAACCUGUCAUCGCGGCUCGUCCUCCGAGCCUCCAGAAACAGCCCGCAGGUCGGAUCGGAGCUGCAGCCUCUCCCGGGUCGCUCCCCUCGCCUCGGACUCUACGUUUUCUAACGCCUGGAUAUGAAUUAUGAGCAUUUUCCUCACUAAUGAACCGGGCCAGUAAUGCAGGAGACCGCGGCGACUCUCUCAUCACUGUUUCAAGAUGGCAGAUUUUCAUUGAGUUUUGAGCAGAAAUCACGCUUUAUUUUUUGCCAUGAAUAACAGAAAUCCUUGCACCGAUGGCCCCUGUAUACGAAGGUAUGGCCUCGCAAGUGCAAGUGUUCUCCCCUCACACUCUCCAAUCAAGUGCCUUCUUUAGCGUGAAGAAACUGAAGGUGGAGCAGAGUUGUAACUGGGAUAUGACAGGGUACGGCACACACAGCAAAGUCUACAGCCACAACAGCAGCAAGAACUUGUCGGCCACCAGCGGCCCCCUCAGCAUCAACAGCUCCCUGCAGGUCGCCAGCUCCACCCUGCCCUACGAGCAGGCACUCAUCUUUCCAGCCAGUGCGGGCCACAUCGUGGUCGCCUCAGCCAGCAGCACUUCGGGGACCUUGGGGUCUCUGCUGGGCAGCGGGGGUGGAGGCAGCAGCAGCAACAGCAGUGGAGGUGGGGGUGGUGGAAUUGGUGUUCACAACCUGACGCGCCGCAGCACCGUCAGUCUCCUGGAUACCUACCAGCGAUGUGGGCUUAAACGCAAGAGUGAGGAACUCGACAACAACAGCAGUGUGCAGAUCAUUGAGGAUCACGGCCCACCCAUGAUCCAGAACGGAGCUGCCAGUGGAGCCAUGGUGGCCACAGUGGCUACUGCCACAUCCACGGCAACCUCAAAGAACAGCGGCUCCAACAGUGAAGGGGACUACCAGCUGGUGCAGCAUGAGGUGCUCUGCUCCAUGACCAAUACGUAUGAGGUGCUGGAGUUCUUGGGGAGAGGAACCUUUGGACAGGUUGUUAAGUGCUGGAAGAGGGGCACCAAUGAGAUCGUGGCUAUCAAGAUCUUGAAGAACCACCCGUCGUAUGCGCGGCAGGGUCAGAUCGAAGUCAGCAUCCUGGCGCGUCUCAGCACGGAGAGUGCAGACGACUACAACUUUGUGAGGGCCUACGAGUGCUUCCAGCACAAGAACCACACGUGCCUGGUAUUUGAGAUGCUAGAGCAGAACCUGUAUGACUUCCUUAAGCAGAACAAGUUCAGCCCUUUGCCGCUCAAAUACAUCAGACCCGUGCUGCAGCAAGUGGCCACAGCGCUCAUGAAACUGAAGAGUCUGGGACUGAUCCAUGCGGACCUAAAGCCGGAGAACAUCAUGCUCGUGGACCCGUCUCGACAGCCCUACAGGGUCAAAGUUAUAGACUUUGGAUCUGCCAGCCAUGUGUCUAAAGCGGUCUGCUCCACUUAUCUACAGUCCAGAUACUACAGGGCACCAGAGAUCAUCCUUGGCCUGCCGUUCUGUGAGGCCAUCGACAUGUGGUCCCUGGGCUGUGUGAUAGCUGAGCUCUUCCUGGGAUGGCCCCUCUACCCGGGAGCCUCGGAGUACGAUCAGAUCCGGUACAUCUCACAGACACAGGGUCUGCCUGCAGAGUAUCUACUGAGCGCAGGGACAAAGACCACCAGGUUCUUCAACAGAGACACGGACUCCACCUAUCCUCUCUGGAGACUGAAGACUCAGGAGGACCACGAGGGUGAAACGGGGAUCAAAUCCAAGGAGGCCCGCAAGUACAUCUUCAACUGCUUGGAUGAUAUGGCGCAGGUGAACAUGACGUCAGAUCUGGAGGGGAGCGAAAUGCUGGCAGAGAAAGCCGACAGGAGGGAGUUCAUCGACUUGUUAACAAAGAUGUUGACCAUCGACGCGGACAAGAGGAUCACGCCCAUCGAAACGCUCAACCACCCCUUCGUGACCAUGACGCACCUCCUCGAUUUCCCGCACAGCACACACGUCAAGUCGUGCUUCCAAAACAUGGAGAUCUGUAAGCGUCGUGUCAACAUGUACGACACCGUCAACCAGAGCAAGACGCCCUUUAUCACCCACGUGGCCCCCAGCACCUCCACCAACCUCACCAUGACCUUCAACAACCAGCUGAACACUGUGCACAGCCAGGCCACCAACCUGGCUCCCUCCUCCACCAACAAUGCCACCCUUUCCUUUGCAAGUCCUGAUGUCUCCAUACUAAACUACCAAUCUGCACUCUACCAGCCCUCCGCUGCCUCCAUGGCAGCCGUGGCCCAGAGGAGCAUGCCCCUGCAGCCGGGGGCUCCUCAGCUCUGUGCUGCCCGGCCCGACCCCUUCCAGCAGGCACUCAUCGUCUGCCCACCUGGCUUCCAAGGGCUGCAGGCGUCCCCGUCAAAGCACACCAGUUACUCUGUGCGGAUGGAGAAUGCUGUUCCCAUAGUGACCCAGGCCCCUGGAGCCCAGCCUCUUCAGAUCCAACCUGGCCUUCUCACACAGGCCUGGCCCAGCGGCACCCAGCAGAUCCUGCUGCCUCCAGCCUGGCAGCAGCUCACCCACACCUCAGUCCAGCAUGCCACUGUCAUCCCCGACUCCAUGAGCAGCACACAGCCUCUCGCCAACUGGAGGAAUCCUCAUCCCCAUGGCAGCCAUUACAACCCCAUCAUGCAGCAGCCAGCUUUGUUAGCAGGCCACGUCACACUCCCAUCAAACCAGACGCUCAAUGUUGGAGUGGCACAUGUUAUGAGGCAGCCUCCAUCCAACAAUAACUCCUCUUCCAAGAAGAACAAACAGCAUCAGAUGUCUGCCAGGAACAUGUCAUCCUACGAGGUGUCGUCCUCUCAGGCGGUGCUGUCCCCGCAGCGCUCCAAGCGGGUGAAGGAGAACACGCCUCCACGCUGCGCUGUGCUGCAAAACGGCUCCACCUCCAACUGUCCACCCCAGCAGGGAUGCGGGGGAGGAGGCUGGGGGGCUAAUGAAGCAGAGCAAGCCUCAAGCACCACCCGUGACCACCAGCACCAGCACCAAGUCCCCAGACAGACCAUCAUCAUCCCAGACACGCCCAGCCCUGCAGUCAGCAUCAUCACCAUCAGCAGCGACACAGACGAGGAAGAUGAUAACAAACAGAACAACAGAACGUCUUCGAAGCAGCGGAAGAAUGUCAUCAGUUGUGUGACGGUCCACGAUUCACCCGACUCUGACUGUUCCAGCAACAACAGCCCCUACACUGUGGAGUCCAGACCCCCCAACAACAACAGCUACGACACAAAGACCACCAUCCUGGACAACUACAACAACGGGAACCCCCGCACCAUCAUCAUUCCCCCUCUCAAAACCCAGAACAGUGAUGCCCCAAAUGAGUGUGAGCGACUAAUGCCAGAUGCAAUGAACCAUCUGAAUUCAGCGUACAAGUUUAAGACCUCCAAUGGAGUGCUGUCUGGCAAUAAUCACAUACCAGGAGGAAUGCCUGGAGGCGGGUCCUACCGACAGCGCUCAGGGCCACACCCCCUCCAGCAGCAGCCUCUCAAUCUCAGCCAGGCCCAGCAGCACAUGGUAGCUGAGCGAGGUCAUCGACGCCAGCAGGCAUACAUCACCCCCACCAUUGCCGCUCAGGCACCCUACUCCUUCCAUCACAACAGCCCCUCCCACACAGGCAACGGCCACCCGCACCUGACUGCCGCACAUCUGCCAAGCCAGCCCCACCUCUACACCUACACAGCCCCCGCUGCUUUAGGGUCCACCGGCACCGUGGCCCACCUGGUGGCGACACAGGGUUCUGCGCGGCAUGCUGUCCAGCACGGGAGCUACCCACCCAGCAUCGUCCACCAGGUCCCCGUCAGCAUGGGCCACCGCGUGUUGCCCUCCCCCACCCUGCACCACAGCCCGUACCAGGCCCAGUUUGCCCACCAGGCCUACAUCAGCGCCUCGCCCGCCUCCACUGUCUACACUGGAUACCCGCUGAGCCCCACCAAGGUGAACCAGUACCCUUACCUCUAGAGAAGACUGACACUGGAGAGCCUGACCCAGCUCUGCUGCUUCCCCCGAACCCACCGCCCUGAGUCCCGUCUGCCCUGAAACCUCCUCUCCUCAACCUCAGACAUAAACAGAGACAGAGGAACAUGCAAUCCUCAUGAAACUGUCACGUAUAACUUGAAGAUAUAACGACAGAGAGAAAAGAGUUAAAAGAUUCAAGCCUCUCCAGAAGGGAAAGAUGGGGUUGGAUUUCAGAGGGGUACUGUUCAGUUCUUCUUCCUUGUUUUCCCUGAAGGGCCAGUUUUGCUUUCAUUUGUUUCUCUUUGCUUUACUUUAUGAGGAAAUGGAUGUCUCAUUAGUUUUCCAGGGAAGUUUGAAACAGGCCUUUUGGGACAUUGGAGGAUUUCUGUUUUCUUUUCUUUCGUUUCCCCCUCUUAAAUUGGAGAAGAAGUGACUGCUGAACAGGGGUUACUGACUGGAAGUUCAGAUUCCCAAGAGAUUUGGGAGAAGGUGAAAUACGGAAACCUGCUGCUCUUCAAAGAAAAAAUAUUGAUGGCCUUGAACUGUCUUAAUAUUUCCAAAUCAUUCAUGGUGUGGGGAGAAAAGAGAGGAAGAACUCCUCCCACUCACUCCACCUUCUCCAGCCGAGGAGGCUUCUGGAAAUAUAACCAACAGAAGACAACAAACUUUUAGUGUAUUUAUAGAUAUUUUUCCUUUUCUGUUUCACCUUUAUGACAAUACUUCAGUUUUAGCUAGGUGUCUUAGCUGGGCCCCGUUCUUAGAAUGUAGCAGUCUGCACCUGUUUGUUUAAGAGGAUUUUUUUCCCCUUAUACGAAUAGAUCUUUUGUUCCUCUUUUUCAAUGUGAUUGCACAAAGUGGUUAUAAUAACAUAGGCAUGUACAACGUGAUUGUCUGUGUGUGCUACUGUCAGCCAUGCGUGUGUAGUCCACCUCCUCAAAAUCCUCUCCAGUCUUUAGGUUUCGACAUUGUUCCCUCGUAGUGCCUUACAGAUAUACCGACACAGUUUACUUGGCUUGGAUCCUGAAAGCCACAAGAGACUAUAGCUAAACUUAGAGAGAUGCGUUUCCCUGGUUUGACAUCCCAAUUGGGGCAGUUGUAGCUCUCUUCCAGGUGUAGGCUCAGCCCUUGCUGUUUCUCGCCCUGAGUGACAGCAGACUAUAGGUGAUGAAGAGUUGAUAUCAUGCUGAAUUUUUUAUUAUGUGUGCAUGAGAUAACUUGCCUGGGGUACUUACCAAAGUCAUAGAUAAAUUCUUGUUACAUUUGCCCUGGAUAUUAAUGUAAAUAUGAAAUGUACAGUGUAGCUGUAGCACAGUGGCACCCAAAACGUGGCUUUAGUUUGGAAUAUAUUUGUUGUUUUUUAUAAAUCCCACUGGGGAACUCAUGCAACGUGAUUACAGGGCAGAGAUUUAGCAUCAUGUAAAGGGAAUGAGUUACAGUACAAUGUUUGAGACACAGUAGGGGCUGUUUUUUUAAGCCUAAAAGCUAGUCUGAGAGAAGGGCCUGACAGAAAGUGAUGGCUGCCACGAGGGUGACGCUGUGAGGCUAUAGAUAGCCGGGCUGCAGCGACGAGACAGAGUAUCGAGGGUUGUCUGAGAGAGAUACUGUGUAGGCACGAGAGAGGGGCUGGUUGAAAGCGUAGGGUCAGUUUAGGUAGAGACUGUGGGGGGAAGGGGGGGACUCUCUACCUUAAAUGGGACUAAAAUGGUAGCAAGUUGGCACUGAGCAGGUUGAUAGUAACACUGAGCCCGGGUGGUCCGUACAGUAGGAGCCGCAGAGGCGCUACUUUACCUGAAUGCACAUUCAAUGAAUCCUUUUGUUGUUGUCAUUUCUUGCAUUUCUGCAAAGUUAAUUCUUAGUUGCGUUGAGGUUUGGGUAGCAGCUGCAGGAGCAGAACAGAAGGGAAAUGCCGCACCUGGAAGGGCACCUUGUGGACGAUUAGUUGUCACUGUCCAUUUGUCUUCGAACCAGGUACACCGCAGACAUCGCCACGCCAGCUGAACGGGAUACCCGAACACUUAGAGAACCAAUAGGGCUGUCGCUUUGAGUGUUUGCUGCUUGAUUUAACAGACAUCUUUUUCUUUUUUCGUGUAGCCAAUGAUUCAAAUAAUCUCUGUUCAUUCGACCCCUCAAACUCGGGCACAUCACAACUGCUGAUGUUUUAGUGAAAGCCUCCCCCUCCUUCAUGGUAUGCCAUAGUACUUGCAUUUGAAGUGAUUUUUCUUUCUUUUGUUUUUGUUUUUGUUUUUGUUUAACUUAACAUGAUCUUGGACUUUUUGACAUGGCUGUAGUACAUGUUGUGUUUCUUUUUAGAGAUUGUUGCAAUAAUUAUUGUGGAUGUUUUAUCAGAGUGUGUGUGUGUGUGUGUGUGUGGGUGUGUGUGUUUAUUAUAUGUCAGGCUCAUUUCUAUUUUGUAACCUGGGGGUUGAUGUACAGUAAUAUUUAGUAUUCCUCGGAGAUGGUGCACCUGUGUAAAGUGCUGCAAAACACUGCUGAUGUUAGUGAGUUUGAUGAUAAUCCAAUUGGGCUCGUUUGGAUGGACGCUCUGGCUUGAGGGUGCUACACCCAGAGUUUGACAUCCAAUAAUCUCCCCCAGAGAGGUUUGUCAUCCUGGUACUUGUUUCCCUAAACUCUCCACUCCCUGUCAGGUCCAGCAUGCAAGCCUCGGGCGCGAGCAGUCAAAGAUGUGAUUACAAAGUGUGUUGCUGGUUACAUCAUUCUUCUCUGUUCUGUUUUUGUGUGUUUUUUUUAUUUUAUUGUAUCUACUUAUUUUCCUUCAGGCCUUUAGAGCCCAAGCACACAGGCAUAAGGGAGAUGAUUUUCCAUUUGAUAUCUUUUAGGUCCUCUGUUAGGAGACAGACUACUGAAACAUUCCACUGUUUGAGGGGAUCUGGUGUUACCACGCUACACUGCUGUCCUGUCCCCACUCUGGUCAACACGGGGAUAGCAUCGACAUCACUCUCGGACUUUUCUCGCUCCUCCCCACCAAAGAAUUCAACAGAUUGAUCAUGUACAGCACAGAACAGUAAAAGCAAUCCUCCACUGCGUUGCUAGAGCAGACAGGCAAUAACUUCUGGUAUCAUCUUUAAACGCUUUACAAGUGCUUUUGAGGACGUUUUGUUUAACCCCAGAGCAAAUGCAUGUAUGCACAUGAUGACGAAGUACACAGGGAGGAUUAAUACACUUAAAACAUACAGCACAGGUGUUUCUUUGAUUUGAAUCUGGACAGAGCUGCGGUCUGUUUGAAAGCUUUUUCUGUUGAACUGUCACGGCUCCUCACUCUUGGCCCCUGUCGACAUUGAAUGAUCAAUAAUUAUCUAACCUCUCCAAAUUAUUAAGCCAGUUCUUUGUUAUUACGUUGUUGUAUUGUAGCUUUAUUGGUGUUGUUUGAAAAUGAAUUUGUAAAAAGAAGAAACCCUUUGUUUCACAUUAGCGUGCCAUUGAAUAGAAUGAUCUGUAAAAAUUAUUAAUCAAAAGUGUACCAACUAUACCUUUAAGAUACGGUCACCUGCACAAAAUGAAUGUAAUAUGUGACCUGUGACAUCUGAAAUGGCUUUAGAUAUCUCUCAGUGGGUGACCAUUUAAUUUCUACACCAUUUGUGGCCAUGCAUGAUGCAAUAAUUACACCUGAUCUCCAGCAGAGUCCCACAGAAGAGACUUCAUGUGAAAUUACCACCAUCCCCACGGGGAGGGGAAAUCAAAUAAUCACUAUUUUCUCAAAUGAAACAUCCAAUUAAGAGAAGCCCUGUUUGUGCCGCAUUGUGGAAAAUGACUUGUUGUGUAUGAUACCUUUGUGCAUACUCUGUUUCACAUAACCAAUGUUUUGUGUUUUAUAAGAAAGGGGAAUCAGAAAUGUGAGCGUAAACAUAGAUUGAGUGACCUUACAAUUACCAAAAUGUGCUUAAGUAGAGUGUGAAAAUGUUUCGUGUUGUCAGGGUGAGUUUAGCCUUCCCAGCUGGCGACUUUACUGUUAGAGUACUGCCUUCCAAAUAACCAUCAUACCUCUAAAGUAGAAGGUGACAUUUGAAUUAGAGAGGAGUAAAUAAGGCAGUAUCUCGGUCUGCAUGAAGCCUGGCAUUCUCUGAUAAAAUACACUCAAACUUCCAGCUUUGCUCACGGUGUUUCCGUAAAGACUUCUCUUUGGAAACACUGAGAAACAUUCCUGAGAGCACGAUGAGGCACUGUGAGGCUUUUUUCUUCUUCGAAUCCACUUCAACGUCUGCAAGAAGUACACAGUCCACUUGCAGCACCAACCUGCACACUUGUACUGCUCGAGUCCUCCGGUAAAGUUGCGGCUGCUUCCCAAAGUUCAAUGGGGUUAGAGACAGGCGUUAGGUGGAUUAAUCAUGAGCUGACGUACUCUUUGUCACCGGGAAAUUCAUAAUCCUGCUACACAAGCAUUCUUAAAGCCCUUCUGAAUGAGAGUGUGUGUUUUUUUUCUUGAAGUUAACCAUGUUUGAGGAGAUCUGCUCCUUUUGCUGGCUACUCCUUGGGGGAAUUCAGGGUGAGGAGGUCAAGGUUUGAUGCCUUCAUCUACAGUGAUUACAAAGUCUGAAUUUUAAAAACCAAAACUGAUAAAAAAAAAUACAAAUACAUAAUUUAUCCUUGUUUGAAAGCAAGGCGUAGAUAUGGAAAUGUCCCCACAGCCCAAUUUGCUGUAAUUUAAGCGCUUUGAUUCUGCUACACAAAUCUGAAAAAAAAACCUUUCCAGUCGUUCUUUCAGAGAGAUUUCUGGCUGGCGCUAAUUAUUUUUGUGGUGUCAAUACAUGUAACCUAGACGUGGUAGACCAAAGCUGCAUUCACAGACAGAUUUGCCCAUUUGCACUUCAGAAAUAUUUGUGUGAAGCCAGAGGUCCAGUCAAAGCUGCAGUCCCUUUUGGUCCAUUUUCAGAAGUCUGGCAGUGAAUUUCUGCAGGUCAAAGUCUUAAACAGCUCCUUGCACAAAUAUAUUCAUGCAAGUGUAAGUUUGUUAUCAUUUUCUGAAGACCUAAGAGUGCAUCAAGCCCUGACCCCCUUUUGUGUCCAUUGCUGUAUGGUUUCUCAAUGGUGUAAAAUCUCAUUCUUUGUCGAUUAAGCUAACGUGUGCUGCAGUAUUUCCUAGUAUACUCCUUUGUUCAUUGUCUUCUCUUAUUUACUUUUGUUUAUCGGGGUGUGAUGUCUCAUUAUUUCAAUCUGUUGACGUAGCGUUCAAUGUAUACCCUGUUCCUUAGCUUAAUAUUAUUGAGUAUGUUAUGAGAAUGGAUAUUUUACUGGCUUUAUAGAAUGUUUAAAUAAAUAUAAUAACAACAAUAAGAAGAAGGAUUAAUUAAACCUCCUAACAAGUUGAGUACUAAGCGCUUGUGUUACCAUUAUGAUGUUGUGUGCUUCUCUUAAUCAUUUUCGUUGUAGAAAAAUGGAGUGAAUUUAUAUUAGGCUUCGAAAAAACUAAUGAUAGCAUUGUAAAUUUUACAGGAGGAUUUUAACAGACAAGCAGCUUCGUCAAAUAGAAGAAUAGAGUUAUUAUUUGAACUGUCCUCUUUACUAACUGUAGGGUGAGAAGGGGCUCGCGUUGUGGUGAACUAUGUUAUAGCUUGUUAUUCACUGUUACUUUUGAUCAUUUUUUCGGUCUCCGAGGUGAAUCGAGUUAUUAAUGAGAAUUUGUAUGCUCACAUAUGCAUAUUGUAUAUGUGUAGAAAUGUAAUCACACUUUGUCUUGGAUUUACAUUAAACUGUUAAGUCACGGCAA
Notolabrus celidotus (New Zealand spotty) is the source of this 9780-nucleotide messenger RNA. It is a transcript of the gene hipk2, whose product is annotated as homeodomain interacting protein kinase 2. The record is from RefSeq and is a predicted model, not a curated record. NCBI's taxonomy places the organism in Eukaryota, Metazoa, Chordata, Actinopteri, Labriformes, Labridae. The transcript has 15 exons. Gene Ontology annotation, molecular function: ATP binding; protein serine/threonine kinase activity; transcription coactivator activity. Gene Ontology annotation, cellular component: PML body; nucleus; cytoplasm. Gene Ontology annotation, biological process: positive regulation of transcription by RNA polymerase II; peptidyl-threonine phosphorylation; intrinsic apoptotic signaling pathway in response to DNA damage by p53 class mediator. Bases 363 to 4061 code for a protein of 1232 amino acids.